GACGUUGCUACAUAAUAUGCCUGAUGAAUCUAGUGGACUUAGUUAUGUACAUAGUGGAAAUAGAAAAUAAUUCUCAAGGAUAACCGCAUGUCAGCACCCAGUCCAUGCGUACUGUUCGUAAUGGCUCAGGCUGAAACUCCACAACAACGGAAACUCUUCAUGUUUAACAUGAAGAAAGAUAUCAUAAUGCUGAAGGAAAUAGUAGCAAUAAACCCAUUUGACCCAGAUGGCGGAAGCUGGAGGGAAGUCCUCGUACACUAUAACAAUGCUCUGAAGCAGUAUGGUCUGUUAUCCAGCUGUCCCUCGGAGCGGACCCUCACUGAUCGUGUUACCAUGCUCAUCAACAAGUUCAACCGAGAUGAACUCACUUCUUUGAGAGCGUCGGGGACCGCUGAAGAAGUAAAUGAAAGAGGAGAGUUGAUUCGGGAGGUAAAGGCACUCAAGCAGGAGGCAGAGGAGUUGGUCACGAAGAAAAAAGAAGACAAGAAGCGAAAGGGUAAAGAAGAGGAGGAAACUGCAAAGGAAAUCCGGAAAAGGGCCAUGGAGGGUUUGGCUGAGGAAGAGUUACGUGAUCUGUGGGAUCCAUUGUAA
Messenger RNA from Lineus longissimus, 591 nucleotides. RefSeq lists its product as uncharacterized. The transcript has 4 exons. NCBI's taxonomy places the organism in Eukaryota, Metazoa, Nemertea, Pilidiophora, Heteronemertea, Lineidae. The coding region runs from base 88 to 591 and encodes 167 amino acids. The record is from RefSeq and is a predicted model, not a curated record.